AUGACUGAAAAGGCAGGUUCUCCACAAGCAAGAACUAUUCUUCAGCAGUGUCUCUAUGCAAGGCUUCAGGUCAAACCUGCAGAUGAUCAGUCUGAGGCUGAAUGGGUAUUAUUGAAUUAUGUUCUACUACUUUCUUAAAUACAAAUAUGGUCUGCAUGCUCAGAAUAAGAAUUGCACCUUGCCUAAAAUAAUAAUUUGGGGACGGCUACUCAUAAGAUUUCAUGUUUUCAGAUUGACAGAGGGAUGGUGGUCUACAUCUGCUUUUUCAAAGGAGGACAUUAUCCCCAAAAUCGGUAUUUCUUGUGCUUUUUCCAGUUUCGGACAAUACUGCAAUAAAAGCAACUACCUGGGCUUCACAAGACUGUGAACAGUAAAUGUCACUGUUCUUCAAGGAAUCGUAAAGCAGUGUUGCUAGUACUGAAUGGUUAUCGAUCCCUCUGCUCUACUCCACAGUGAACACUCUGCUCAACUUGAAGCUGUGUGAAGCUGACUCUGGGAAGUAUGUGUCAGUGCUGGACCUGCCUGGGAUCGUCCUCAUCGUGCCUAAGGCUACACUGGGAGGCAAGGCCAAAGGGAAGGGCAUGCAGUACCACCCUAACAUUGGGAAAGAAGAGGGCCUACAGCUCUAUUCAAAAUGUGUCUCCCUGUGUGAGAAGGAACUGGCUUUGUCCAGUAAGAGUAGUGAGACUGGGAUGAUCGUCAAACAUGGAACAUAUGGGAACAGACAAGUGUCUUUUGUGUUAAAUCAUACAAAUAUAUAAUUAUCAGGAAAUCCAAAGAAAGUCUGAACUCAACUGAAAUAUUUGUAUAGACAACCUUGUUGCAAAUUGUUGAUGGGUUUAUGAAGGGCAAUGUGUGACAGUGGGGAUUUAUGAGCACUGCACUAGCAAAAUAAUGUCCCCCUACACCUGAAAGAAAUCUAGACAAGAGCAGAUUAAACUUUUUUUCGGCUAAGAUUGCUACCAGUACAAAAAAAGAAAUACUGCAUAUACAUGAAAACAAUGAUGGGGAGGCGAAACAGAUUUGUGAGAACUUGUAUCUGUUCCUCCGAGCCACUCGGUGUCGGUAAUGUGCCUUGCAUGUCAGUUUCACAUCGCUAAACUCCUAGAAAAACGGGAGGAAGCGUAAAGAAGACAUGGAGAUGGAUGGAAAGGUAGGGGGGUUAGGAGUUGAGGAGGACGGGAUGGAGUGGGAAAAGGUGGAGGUA
Coregonus sp. 'balchen' is the source of this 1207-nucleotide messenger RNA. Lineage: Eukaryota; Metazoa; Chordata; Actinopteri; Salmoniformes; Salmonidae. The record is from the annotation of a GenBank genome assembly.